AUGACUGAGGACGAUCGACAUGACUCCGAUGGUGAUCGAGAGAUGUCUGAUUCCGACUCGGAAAGCGAACUGGAUCCUGCCGAAUACGAAAAGCGACGGGAAUUGUGCCUCCGACAGAUAAUUUUGUCCGAAAUCCAGUUCAACAAACUUAAGAUUAUCUUGAGAGAUUUGAAAAUAAAGCAGUUGAUGAAAAGGCGACAAGACGUGAUCAAUCAAACCGAUCCAGAAUUCUUGGUCAAACACCGCGAGCUUCUCGAAGAAUUUGAAGCCCGAAAUAGGGAAAAGUUGAGGGAGCAGUUAUUGGAUGAGAUUGGGAGAGAACGAGAACGCCAAAUCCAAGAAAGGAUCGUCAAGUCGUAUUUUCUUGGUGAGCCUCACAAUAGUUGGAAUGAACGCUUUGAUAUGAGGACAGAGAGUCCAGACGAAAACCAUCGACCGCGUCCUCCGAAACUACCGCGAUUCAAUAUUCCUAUAAUAAUUCAUCAGCUACCAAAGGAUCAAAUAGAGGCAGGAUAUUCGUUCCGUCGAUUUAGCCAUUUUAAUUUCCGAUAUAAAAGAAGAGGAAGCAGCAAAGGAAAACGCGAAACAUUCUGCAUAACUGCCUCCGUUCACACCUGUAUGUUCCCUCCUUUCAGUCAUAUCUCGAACCACUCCAGUGGUUUUGGUAACCUUUCCCUUCACACGCAUGGUCUGUUCAGUUUUCGAUCUCUCCGAAUGGCGAAUUCGGAGCUGCGGGAGCUGCUCGAUAGGGCCGUUCGAAAGCUCGAUCUACCUUUCGACAAUGAGGAACCGAUCGACAUCACGGAAAGGUUCUUCGAGGAUUGCUCCCGAUUAGCCCUGGGUGAGGUUGUUCGAUAUGACUCAUUUACACUCGGAGAAGCAAUGAGUGCAGUAGAAUUGAUGGACGAGAAAAUGGACAUUGGCAUGAAAAAGGUUACGCGCAAAAUGGGUCUCGAAGAAUCGAUAGCAAAGGGAUUAUAUGAAUCAUCUCUUGGAGAUCAAUUGAUUAUUUACGACGCGACUUUAUGCACGUUCGUUACAUGGCUUGAAGGCAGCUGUAUAGGGCAGACGUUAUGGACAAAUGUCCUGCUCACAGAACCAGAUCGCGUUCGCUUCGAAGAUCAUCCCGUAUUUGCUUGCCUUUCUCAUGGAUUCUAUCAUAUUGUCAUGCUUGUAAAGAGUAUUAUACAGAAUGCGAGCGUUUACGAAGAGGAGGACUUCAAUCCGCAUUUACCGUUUCCUUGCACAUCACGGUACUCAAUGCAUGAGGUUAUUCAGUUGAUGAAGGAUAUUGAACUUGAUCUUGUUCGGAAGUCUGAGGAAUCGGAUAAAAGUGAGGAAAAGACAAAGCUCCUUACGCUCUCCUCUCGUAUAGCGUUUAUGCGAAUAUUUCUUGUUACUCUUACUUUUUUGGUGCCUCCACGAAAAACGGAAGAGUGGCGUUUGGACUCUUCGCAGAUGCCUCCUUUAGAUGCACUAGGCUUUACACCUGAUUUGGAUGCAGCCACGAGCGCAGCAUCAAAACUCAUACUUUUAUCGUCCAAGUUUUUGGACACUUCUAUGCAUGAAGCCACACAGCGACCGAACGGCGUCGAGCGUGACGGUGACUUUUCGUGGUUGGUGGCAUUUGAGCCGGAAUUGAACAGGCAGUAUUUACCGUCCACAUUCCCUCGAAAAAUUGAGAUACUCCCGAGAGAAAAGGCUUUACCACAUCUUCACCGUAUCUCUUGCAAGAUACAUUUUAUGGCUUCGCAGGUAAGAAACAAUCUGGCGGAUUCAACAAGUCUUAUUGAAUUCAUGAAGUGGUUCAGUUACGACGAUAGCUGUGUUCUAACACGAUCAAUAUUACAGAUGGUCAUCUACCCACUCGACGAUAAUGUUUUGGGGACUCAGCCUACUGCGAUUUUUGUGGAAAGGUCUUUGAAGAACUCAGUGCUUCCACUCGCAUUACUUCCACACACUCCUUUGUAUGAUAACGAUGAUUGUCGUAAAGCAGUUGAAGAUUUUACAAUGAACACCACGAGAGUAAUGCUCAGUCUGUACCAAAACUUUGGUUUCAACCUCGCCCGUCAACGAGACAAGCUAGUCAUCAUAUUGGAAGAAUUGAACGAUUUGCAUGAAGAUGCUUGUCGAGCGGAUGCUGUCUCCAGGGAACUUUUGCCUGUUCACAACAAAUACAAUCCUUUCGUCACUUUUGUCUUUACGCAAACUCUAUCACUAGUGGUUUAUCACAUAGAAUUGAGUUUUCGACUUGAUUUGUUUGCGCCGUUUGAAUUCACCUACAUCUAUUGGUUCUAUGGAGAAGUGGUUGGAAGAUGGUACAUGACGUCUAUAGAAAAAACUCGUGAGUUGAUGAGAGAUAGUUUGAAAAAAGAAAGCGAACUAAACGAUCAGGGAAAGAAAAACAAGAAGAAAGUCAGGCCACGCCUACAUUAUGAAGAACAUUUUCGCAUAAGGUCUGCUAUUUGGCAAGACCAACUCAUCUUGAGAUACGGUCACUCGGCGAUGGCGGACGCCACAUUUCAUAUAGCAGUCGCAUUGAUUCAAAUGGGUCAAAUUCGGGUCCCCGUGUGGAACGCGGAGUCAGAGCGGCUCCGUUUUGAGCAUCGCAUGGCGUUUUUAUUAAGCGUUGGUGACCCUCUGCAUGUUACUUAUGAGGAGUUCCUUACACGUAGCAGGGUUCGAGAACUUCUCGAUGGCGAUGUUAAUAUUCCACUUCAACGCGCUAUUGAUACUUUCGAAUUAGCUCGAAAUCAGUUCGAAAAAUUGGUUGAAAGGCCAGAGUUCACGAUACAUGUCAAGCCAUUGAUUUUGGUGUGCCGAACGAACGUCGUGGUCGCGCGUCUGCUGUUAGCCGGUAAUAUGAGACCCUUUCUAUCAUUACUAAGGACGUCGCACCAAAUUGUGCCAUGUUGUACAUCAAUGCGAGCAUGUUCCUCUGCAGCUCAGAUAAAGGCGAAGACUGCCGUUCCUGACAAGGAAACUCUUCAGAAAGCAGCUGUCAGGCCUACUGUGUUGAGCGAAUAUAUAUCACAAGACCUUCAAAUUGAAGACAGCUUCAAACUGGAGUCCCUCGUAACGGUGCCAGAUAUGUUCAAUGCUCGUCUCCAUUUAGGGCAUAAGAUAGGAACAUUGAAUAAUAAUAUGAAAUGGGCCUUAUACGGUGAACGAUUGGGUGUGUGCGUAUUCGAUUUGGAUAUCGCCCGAACUCAUCUCAUUAGAGCGUUAAAUUUCAUAGCACAUGUUGCAAUGCGAGGUGGGUUAAUUCUUUUCAUAACCACUAAUCGUGACACGAUGUUUGCUGUGGAGAAGACGGCUGAGGAGUGUGGACAAUAUUCCCAUGUACGUCGCUGGCAAGACGGAACAUUGACAAAUACGCGGCAACUUUUUGGAGCAACCAUUCGUCUCCCAGACGCAAUCAUUUUUAUGAAUACCUUAACUUCAGUUUCUGUUAACCACCCUGCUAUUAUAGAAGCCGCCAAAAUGACGAUACCCACAGUCGGUGUUGUGGACAGUAAUUCCGAUCCAGCAUAUCUCACAUAUAUGGUACCAGCCAACGAUGAUAGCCCUCAGAGUGUAGAAUACUUGUUAAGGUUGUUCAAGGAAGCUAUAAUGCUGAUGCUGGGUCGUAUUCUGCCUUCAUUUGCCUUAGCAUCUCCCAUCAGAUGUGUUGUUAAUUUUUCCACCGCUGCUGGUGAUACCAUUACUCGAUCAGAAGCGAGUUCAUCCGUGACUACCCAGAGACCACUCCCGAAACUCUCGAACAGUCCUUUUGUGGAGAUUCCGCAGGCGUGGGUGACAUCUUUCGAUGCAAUUGAAGAGCGUAAACUAGAUCUCAUUGAUCUUCAUCCAGAUAUAUUCCGAGCUAGACCACGACUGGAUCUGUUACACAGGAACCUGACUUGGCAGUCAGUGUACCGCAACGUGCAACUAACGAAGCAACUCAGCCGUGCAGAAAUGCCUGGGGGAGGUCGCAAACCGUGGCCGCAAAAGAAAACCGGACGCGCUCAUGUUGGUUCCAUACGUUCCCCACAAUUCUCUCACGGCGGUUUCGCCAAUGGCGUUCGUGGACCACGUACUUGGUUUUACAUUUUGCCUGAUGCGAUCAGGUUGAAAGGUCAGUUGCUCGGUUCAUUUUGGUGUGUUCUUUGCGCGUGUUGA
This is a messenger RNA of Ostertagia ostertagi, 4161 nucleotides long. The record is from the annotation of a GenBank genome assembly. Lineage: Eukaryota; Metazoa; Nematoda; Chromadorea; Rhabditida; Trichostrongylidae.